This is a messenger RNA of Cantharellus anzutake, 1946 nucleotides long. RefSeq lists its product as uncharacterized. The transcript has 8 exons. The record is from RefSeq and is a predicted model, not a curated record. Bases 404 to 1636 code for a protein of 410 amino acids. NCBI's taxonomy places the organism in Eukaryota, Fungi, Basidiomycota, Agaricomycetes, Cantharellales, Hydnaceae.
CACCUAAUAGCCAGGUUUCCCUCUCACAGCGCACCCUCAUGCUGCGUAGAACUCUACUUGCCGCUUGCCCUGUCGAAUUAUCGAGUUGCCCCAUUUCAACCUUUCAAAAACAGCCCUCAAGCACCUGCUGCCCCACUUCGCGCUUCUCCUCACUCAGCUGACUCAUGAAUGCUCGUUCGGUGCUUACGGCAGGUACCCUGAGUCGGACGGCCUCUUCCAUAUGGAGUCUGGGGCCCCCAACCAAUUUGUCCUCAGUGGACUCCUGAUCUACUAAGGGCUCAAGUAAAUAUGUACAUACACCCCAAGUGCAGUCUAUAAGAAGGUGCUCGACUUAGAUGAUCACUGCCGUCUCCUCAACAUUACCAACACUGUUUUUCUCAACGUGAACAGGACAUCUUGCACCAUGUCGAACGAAAUUCGAGCCUCUCAGCCAAACAACAUUCUCCCUCCUUGGGAAUCCGUCAAGUUUUUGGAUAAUGACAUCACUUAUAUUGGUGGACAUAGCACGUUCAUCAAACUCAUUCGUCUCAACGUUGAGAUUCCCUUCAAUGUUACCGUCAAGGACGUUAAGGGAGCUUGUCCUGGCCUAGUUUGGUGGUUUUUCUCAGGCCUUGGGAAGCCUGUCUACCACUAUUACAAUGUGGAUAUUAUCGUUCCACCAAAACCACGGGAGAUUCUGACGAUCAAGAAAAUCUUCGGUCAGGAGGGCCUGAUUCUUACUGGGAACGAGGGUGCCCACGUUCACUUCACUGCGCUUUGGCGCACCCAGCUUUCUGCCAGCGAACACGAAAGUUUUGCGAAGACGGCGGGCUAUAAAACAUAUCUUGAUUUAAUCGCUGAUACUCAGAAGGAAAACCCCGAAGGACCCAUACCCUUCACGUUCAUUGACAACUCGCUUUCCUUCCCCCAUUCCCCUAGACCUCAGCUUAGGUACAUUUUGUCGGGUCUUGGAGUCGGAAUUAAGGGAGGCGAGACCCUUCACAACCUCAAGGGAACAUGCAGCAAGAUCGUACUCACCCAACCACCCUCUCAAGUGAUCGUACAACUCUACAUAUCUCCGAAGGAUUUUGUGAAUCCGAGACCCGAGGAAGCUCUUACGCUCACUGUGUUCGGCCAUAAUGGCCUCAGCGGUGUCAUUACGGGGAAGGAAGGUGCACACGUCGAAUUUGGUCCUCCUCUCGUAGGAGAACAUGCCACCGAAGAAGACGAGCCCGGAAAGAAACACCCUUCGCUCUUGAGAGGAUCUGUGUUCAAAGAAAAUACAUUGCAUGUUCGCUACAGUGGUGGGAGGGUUGACAUUCCUGAGCUCAAGAUUCCGUUCUUCAGCAGCGAUGACGUAUCUUUCUACAACAUCUCGGGGACCAUUUUCAAGUUGGUUACUUUUGAUCAUGGGGAUAAUUCAGUUUGGCUCGCCGAAGGCUAUGUGAUUUGGGAUGAAGGUGCUACUAUCGAGAUUAUCGGUCCUCUCACUACCACCACUGACAGCGUUAUUACCUUCGCCACCCACAAGGAUGGCCAGAUUAAGCAGAAGCAGAUCUUCAAGCGCGUGCACCUUCCUUCCCAUGAGAAAGCCACCCUUGCGCAGCUCGCUGGAUAUAAGUCGUGGGAAGCAUACGUUGCAUCUCGCAAGCAGUGAAGAUUUCGCCGGGGCUCAGCCAGAAUUGAAGUGUCCAAAUGGAAUCUAGGGGGACGAAGCUACUUUCCUGAUAUCCGUUGAUCUCCUUACUUUCUUGUAACAUCAUGAUUCGAGAUGUGGAAUGUUUUGUUAAAAAUCCCUCUUCUGUAGUAUAUCGGCCGGGUUUGUCAUUGUCCUAAAUCUACCCUGUUAACCAAAUGAUUGGUUCGUUCUCGUGUAUGUACGUUUACACCAGCUGACGUCCUGUGGAAUGCCAUCACUCAGUUGGUCAUGUCCAUCAACAAUCCGGAAAAUGCUUUAUCUAGUUGGG